UUUUCCGCACGCACGCGGCUGGCUUCCGACAGUCCGACUCUAAAUUCCACGAAAUCGAAAAUAAAAGUGAAUAUUCACUUUCAACUCAGUUCGAAGCUAAAAAAUCUGUGUUUGAUUCAUUAAACGAAGAUGAAAGGUCUGAAAAAGACGUAAAUGUAGCUGGUAUCUUGUCUAUUUCUUCUUUUUUCCGCGGAAAUAUAAAGACAAGGCUCCGCUCACACAAGAGUAUGUACAUAUUACCGUGGAAAACUUUACUAAAACAUCGCAGAAGUUUAGUGACGACAAAGCUGUGAUAUUUACAAUCGAUACCAUUUUACGAACUUUGCGGAAUGGCUCAAGCAACACCAACAUCGGGAUUACUUGCUUCGUGUAGAGGAACAGUUUAUUUGCUCAAGAACAAGAGAUGGGAUGCAUUGUUUGGAAUGAAUGUUUACAGGUUGCAUUUGGUUCGACAAGCAGGAAAUUUUAUUUUGUUGAUUGUUGAUGAUCAACGAAAUCUCGCGACGAAGGCGAAAAUCUUGCUACGUUUUAAUACAGUGAUGAAAAUGAUAAAGCAGAACUUCUUUAGUUUGCUUGAUAAUGGUGUGUUGGUAUGGGGCUUUGAAAUUUCAUCCCAAUCAACGGGGUCACAAACCUUCUCAAUUGUCCUUCAGAACACCCUGACGUCCUUGAAAGAGUCUCAUGUCAAUCCAUCAUCAAACGUAACUGUUGGAAACAUCCAGCAAAGUUCAGCAGCGAAACUUCCAGAGGGCAGAGGAAAACAGGAUUACUUGAAUAAUAUAUGUAUGACACUGAGUGAUGCAAUAAGUCAAGGCAAUGAACAGUUUGCAAGCAAUCUUGCACAACAAUUAGCAGCCCAGAAGGCAGCUGUUAAGAUCAAAAUUAAUGAUCCUACGAAUGAUGAAAAUAUAACUGGUGGAGACAAUAAGAUUAAUAUCAAAGUACAAGUCGAGGACAAAGAGUCGGCCCCAUGUAGCUUCAGGUUCGACGUUGCACCGCAAACGACCAUAGACCAGCUGAAAAAAAUGGUGCAAACGCAGUACAAUUUUCCCGCUGAAAUUCAAUACUGGAUUAUCGAAAAACGUUUAUCAAAACCGCACGACAGUCUUGCGGAUUGUGGAAUCCGAGAAUCGGGCCAUACCGUCUACUUGUAUCUCAAAUCUCAUGACUCAGCAAAUUUUAACGACGGAGCCAUGCAGGCCUGGGGAGAGAGACGCGAACCUGCUGUUGUCAAUCAGGGACUAAACCGAGCCAAUAGCGCCAGCGAUGUCACGGCUCAAGCAUAUCAGAGACCACACAAUGAUCCUCGGAGCUUGCCGGAUAUGAAUUCGCAGAGAAUUCGUGAAGCUCCGGCACCUCCCGCGCCUCCUCCUGUAGGAUGGAAAUGUCCCAUGUGUACCUUCGUGAACUCUCCGUCGAGGCCUGGAUGCGAGAUGUGUUCGACGGACAGACCACAAGACUAUCAGGUACCUGAUGGGUAUGUACCGGAUGAAAGAGAACGAGAAAGGCUGGAACGAGUACAAGCUGGAGAGAUACUGCUAUUUGAGGCUGAGGAGAAGCGGAAACGUUUAGCUAUGGAAGAGAGAGAUCGUAAUUACCAGACAAUCAUGUCAGUUGUCCUGCGUCAACCAUUGAUUGAGAAUCAAGAAGAAAUUGAAUGUCCUAUUUGUUUCGAUACGAUACCAGUUGGAGAAGGAGUAGUUUUGAGAGAAUGUCUGCACAGUUUCUGCAGGGAAUGUCUUAUUGGACACAUUAAUGCAUUAACUGACGCUGAGGUUCAGUGUCCGUAUGAUAACGGAGACUUUCAAUGUCACGAUGUUAUCACAACUCAAGAAAUACAAGAGCUUUUGAGUGAGGAGGAUUUCCAGAAAUACCUUCAACGUAGUUUGUCAACAGCUGAGAGCCAAGCUGCGAAUAGUUUUCACUGUCGAACGCCGAACUGUCAUGGUUGGUGUAUUUAUGAUGAUGAAGUAAAUGAUUUUGAUUGUCCUGUGUGUCAGAAGAGAAACUGCCUGACCUGCAAAGCUAUCCAUUUCCCUGUCAACUGCAAGGAAUACCAGGAUGAUUUGAAGAGAAACGCAGCGAAUGACGAGGCCGCUAGAAAGACACAAGAAUAUCUCCAGGAGAUGUUAAGGACAAACGACGGUAUGAAUUGUCCAACGUGCGGAAUUAUUCUUGUCAAAAAGGAUGGCUGUGAUUGGAUGAAAUGUUCAAUGUGUAAGACUGAAAUAUGCUGGGCUGUCCGUGGACCAAGAUGGGGGCCUGGGGGUCCUGGUGAUACAAGCGGAGGUUGCAAAUGCCGCGUCAACAACGUACGCUGUCAUCCAAAAUGUGGAAACUGUCAUUAAUGGCCGGCGUUGCAUAAUAUGUUUAAACUACCGCCAUCGACUUAGUUUCAACUCAUGCAAACAUUAGUUAUGAAAUUUUUGUUACGUUUAGUUAUAAA
Messenger RNA from Dendronephthya gigantea, 2446 nucleotides. Its product is annotated as ranBP-type and C3HC4-type zinc finger-containing protein 1-like. The record is from RefSeq and is a predicted model, not a curated record. The transcript has 11 exons. Gene Ontology annotation, molecular function: ubiquitin binding; ubiquitin-protein transferase activity. Bases 330 to 2348 code for a protein of 672 amino acids. Gene Ontology annotation, biological process: protein linear polyubiquitination; proteasome-mediated ubiquitin-dependent protein catabolic process. Lineage: Eukaryota; Metazoa; Cnidaria; Anthozoa; Malacalcyonacea; Nephtheidae. Gene Ontology annotation, cellular component: LUBAC complex.